CUUUGUAAAGCAAAAAAUCAAAACAUCUUUACAUGUGAUUUUAGGAUAUGUCAGUACAGUUUAUUUAAACACAUCAUUUUCUUAUUUUAAUAUGUUAACACUGAUUUUGAAUGUCAGUCAUCAAUUUAUUGUUUUGUGUAUUUGAGUGUCCUAAGUUGUCGAUCAGUUUCCAUUCAACUGGUUGAAUAGCAUCAUGUCUGAUUCUAAUUUAGAUGAAUCUAGUGAACAAAAGCCAACUCUUUCUAAAUCUACUGUUAUUUAUGAUGAAAUUGUGCUUGAUGAUAACUCUGAUGAGGAAUCUCAAAGUGAUUUAAUUAAUUCUAAUGGUGAUUCUGAGAAAGUAAAUACUCCUAGCCAAUGUAAUGGAAAUAAUGGCAACAUUUUGGAUACUUUUACCUUAUCAAGUGAUGAAGAAGGAGAAAAUGUUGACUAUUCUGUUUCCGUUCCUGAUGUUGCUGUCAAAAGUGAAGCCGAUCCAGAUCCGUGGAAAGAGCAGAUUAAUCAAUGUAUUGAUGCUUCAAUAAAGUCAAAAGAACAAGAGACGUUUGACGAGCAAUGUAAAAAAAUUGAAGAUAGUUUUGUUUUUUUGGAAAAAGAAAUAUGUAAUAUUAUGGAACAAUGUAUAUUGUUGAAAGAAUCUAGUGAAAAAUACGCUUAUCCUGAAACUCAUAUUACUGGAGAAGGAGACAUCAACACAGAAGAUGCUUCCCUCAACAUUCAAGAAUCGGUUCAAAGAAUCGUCCAAAUAGACUCAAUAAAACGAAAAAUAGGUAAAGAUGUGCCCAUAGAAAGUGAAGAUUCAAAAAUUAACCUGGGUGAUAUCAAAAAGGCGGUAGAAGAACCAGAAAUAGACAUUGUAAAUAUGACCACAUUAGCUGAUCUACAAAAACUAUACAAAUUGCCAAACUCUGGACCCAUUGUCAGAAAACCAUUAGCCAUUGGAGAUCAAGUCUUCGCUGUCACAGAUCCAAAAAAUAUGGCCAAAAGUUUAUGGCAACCGGCAACCAUUAUUGAGACGUGUAAAAUAAGCGGCAAAAUCCAUUACAACGUUACAUUCGAAGACUCUUUUAUUCCUUGUAUUUUUCUAAAAGGAACUCAAUUGGCUUACCGUCAAACACCUUCCGUGAUGCUCUCUAAUAGGAAUAGAGUAAUUGCUCAUUAUCCUACUGAAUCUAGUCAACCUCUUGGAGAGUCUAAUCGCCAGUUUCUGUUCUCUGGACUGAUAGCCGAAGUUGCUAGACGAACAAAUUUAUUUAGGUAUUUGGUCUUUUUUGACAAUGGUUUGGUAGCCUAUGUACCUUGUGAUACUGUUUUCUUAAUUGCUGAAGAAAAUAUGUCCUUUCUUGAUGAUAUACCAGAAGAAAGGAAACCUUUUCUUAAAAAAUAUUUUAAUGAUUACCCAGAAAGAGCUUUAGUCAAAUAUCAAGCAGGAGCGAGAGAUUAUGUGGACAUUGAUGGCAAAUGGGUACCAGGAAGAGUUAAACAAGUGGACUGCAGUUUGGUUAGAUUUUAUUUUCGCCAAUUUGAAAAAUAUGAAUGGCUGUACCGAGGAUCACCUAGACUUAAACCUCUUUCAGGUCUUUUCAAGGCACUCGAAAAUCCUGAAACCAAUGGUAAAAAAAGGCAUUCAAGAAAAGGAACCAGUCAAUCUUCGAUUCUUGGUUAUUCCAGAAAACAGCGACCUUUUGUUCAAUUUGUCAGAGAUGAAGAUAGUUUUACUGAUGAAGAGGACAAGAAAUAUUCACCAAGAUCGGGCGCUAAACGUCUCGAUUCAUUUGGAUCUAGUGUCGAAGCUGAUUUUGAACUCUACCCAGAAUUUAUAACUAAACCUAAUCGCUAUCUAGUUUCAAGUCCACACGUUCCACAUCGUUGCUCUCCAAGCUGCAUCAAUGUUUCCUAUGAAGAUAUCUCAAGAUAUCGUGACACUAAUCCAUACGCAAUACCAAUCAUUUGUGGCUGGGAUCGUCAAGUAGCCUGCUUCACCAAUCAUGUGAAAAAUAAAAGAAAACGAACAAUUUUCUAUGUAUCUCCCUGUGGUCGCCGAUUCCGUAACAUAGAAGAAGUUGAUAUAUUUUUAAGCAUAACCAAAUCGAAACUUUCUAUUGAUCUAUUCACCUAUCAUCCUAAAUUGGUUUUAUACUCUGAAUUAAAUGGUAAAACGUCUCAAGGGUGCUACUAUUAUGAUGCUGAUGUUGCUCGAGGAACUGAAAAUCAUUCAUUAUCCUGCAUAAAUUGGAUCAACGAUGAGCCAAUUACUCCUGGAUUUAAAUAUUGGCCUGCAAGGUUUGCUGCUAGUGGAGUGAAUCUCGAAUUAGAUCCCCAUUUUAUGGUUUGCUGUGAUUGUACCGAUAACUGCCGUGAUAAAAGUAAAUGCGAGUGUCAACGAUUAACAAAAGAUAGCUUCGAAGUUAUCCGUAACAUACUUGGUCUUGAUGAUGAAUUUGGCUACAACCACAGAAGAUUAUAUGAAGCAUUUCACACUGGUAUUUGGGAAUGUAAUACUAACUGUGCAUGCAACGUUAACUGUGCAAAUAGAGUUGUUCAAAACGGAAUUCGUGUUCGUCUACAAAUAUUCAAGACUAAAAAGAAAGGUUGGGGAAUAAGGUGUCUCCAUGAUAUUCCGCCUGGUGCAUUUAUAUGUAUAUACGCUGCCGAGGUUCUCAAUGAAGAGUUGGCUGACGCACACGGAGCCAAUUUUGGCGAUGAAUAUUUGGCCGAUUUAGAUUAUAUAGAAACUGUUGAAAAUUUUAAAGAAGGUUAUGAAGAAUCGGUUUAUGUAGACCUUUCUUCAGAUGAAUCAAUUUCACCUGUAAGCAGUGAUCAAGAAUCUGAUAAUUAUCAUCAUAAAUCGCGUGGUCGUAAGAAAACAUCGAAAAGAAAAGGUUCUAAUAAAAAGUCUAGAAAAAAUCCCGAGCGAACUAAAAAAACUAAAAAACCAGGUAAACCCAUUAGACAAUUAUACGGUGAGAAAGCGGCUUACUCAUUGGAUGCCAAACGUAAAGGCAAUGUUGGCCGUUAUUUUAAUCACAGUUGUGAUCCCAACUGUUUUGUACAAAAUGUGUUCAUCGACACUCAUGAUCUUCGUUUUCCCUGGGUAGCUCUCUUUUCCUUAAAAUUUGUACCCGCUUUCACUGAACUCUGUUGGGACUACAAUUAUGAAAUAAUUGAGGGUCGUAAAAUGUGGUGUCAUUGUGGGGCGAGUAACUGUCGAGGUCGCUUACUUUAACACUUUGACACUUUAAACUUUUCAUCAAUUUAGCAAAGCUGAAGAUUUUAAUUUUUGGAUUUCUUAUUCUGACGAUGGUUUUUUCAUCAAUUCAGGCCAUUCAUUUCAUGAUUAAAAACAUUGAUUAACAUA
This is a messenger RNA of Tetranychus urticae (two-spotted spider mite), 3358 nucleotides long. Its product is annotated as histone-lysine N-methyltransferase eggless-like. Gene Ontology annotation, cellular component: nucleus. The record is from RefSeq and is a predicted model, not a curated record. Gene Ontology annotation, biological process: heterochromatin organization; negative regulation of gene expression. Gene Ontology annotation, molecular function: histone H3K9 methyltransferase activity; zinc ion binding; protein binding. NCBI's taxonomy places the organism in Eukaryota, Metazoa, Arthropoda, Arachnida, Trombidiformes, Tetranychidae.